CACCAUUGUUCAGUCUUGUUCACCGCUGUUGUGAUGGAGUUCCUCAUGGAAUCUUCGAAAGCCACGUUGCGCCUCAUGAGUGGCUUGGACUUCAUGGUGGAGCGCCUCGAGCCGGAAGACCUCGGAGGUGACUCCAUGAAGGGUUUCCGGCGCCACUUGCAGCAGGCCGAAAGCUCCCGUUUUUGCCUCAUUGCGUUUUCCAUGAAUGCCAGCCUGGGGCAAAGCUCGAAGCUUCGCGAGGUUUGCAAGAAGAAACCUGAGAUGAUCCGAGAAGCACACGAUUCGGCAGACAAGUUGCUGCCGGUUUUGGUGGGUCAUACAGUGGAGGAGGGCACAGUGACGUUCGUGCUGGAUAUGUCCAAAGGUGGUGAGUAUGACGACUCAGAAUUCUUACAGGCUUGGGAGGAGGAUGUUGCCAGCUUCCUUCGCGAACCCGUUGGGCGACAGACAGGAGCUGCCGCUGACACACAUCGUCAAAUCAGGCCUUGGAUGAAGUACUUCAUUGCCGAAAGCUCUGUGAAAUCACAAUUGGUAGAGCUGAUGUCUGAAGAAGCCCGUGAUUGGGCCCAGAACACAGCAGAAGGUCGAAUCCAGUUGUGCAUGAUGGGCCUUGUUGUCAUCCACCUUUUUGAGUACGGCUUUCAGCUUUUGCAUGAGUCUGGUGCCAAGAUCACCCCAUCAUCCAUCUUCCAUGACCUGGAGGAAGACGAACCCCAAGUGAAGAACCCAAAGGUGCUCCUGGAGAAGCUUCGGAAGGAUUUUCCAACCGUGACGAUGUUUCCAGGGGAGUACUAUGCUGCAGCCUAUAGCAAAGACUCGGCUUAUGUCAAGGUGAUGUCUGCCAUGUCAGGCAUUGUCCAUGCGCUGUGUGCUGGAGGAGAGAUUCACUUCAACAAUGUGGAUGCAGAUGAGGUGAAGAGCCUUCACUUGGCGAAUGCUGGGCUGGUACUUCAAGAUUCCUGUGCAAUGGUCCUUGUGAAAGGAUUGGUGGAGAACCAGGGCGUUUGCCAGAUCAAGCUGCCUUCAAGCCCAGCCAGCUCCUCCAAUGGAGUUCAGAGCUCUCUGUAUUCACCUGCGGACACGAUCUUCGCAGGAAGUCUGCAAGAGAGCCAGUUGUCUUUAGAGGAGAAGGUGCAGCAAGUAUUGUUGGUGUGCUCAGGUGAACUGGUUGGAAGAGAUCAGUUGACCAAACUUUUUCAGGAGAAGAAGCACCCAGUGUGCUAUGAUGGCUUUGAGCCUUCGGGUCGUAUGCACCUUGCCCAGGGAAUCAUGAAGGCCGACAUCGUGAAUCGCCUCACCAAAGCUGGCUGCGUCUUCGUGUUUUGGGUUGCGGAUUGGUUCGGCUUGUUGAACAACAAGAUGGGUGGUGACCUUGCAAAGAUCCAAACAGUUGGGCGAUAUUUCGUGGAGGUUUGGAAAGCGGCGGGCAUGAACAUGGAGAACGUCCGCUUUCUUUGGGCCGCAGAGGAAAUCAACAAGAACUCUGAUCGCUACUGGCUCCUGGUGAUGAACAUUGCCCGAGCUUUCACCGUCAGCCGCAUGAAGCGAUGCUGUCAGAUCAUGGGCCGCCAAGAAAGUGACGAUAUGCCCGCCGCGACCAUCAUGUAUCCAUGCAUGCAAUGUGCCGAUGUGUUCUACUUGGGAGCAGACAUUUGCCAGUUAGGCAUGGACCAGCGCAAAGUGAACGUGUUGGCCAGGGAGUUCAUGGACCGCAAGGAGUUUUGCCAUGAGAAGCGAGAGAAGCCCAUCAUUGCUUCGCACGGCAUGGUGCCGGGCUUGUUGGAGGGGCAAGAGAAAAUGUCAAAGUCUAAUCCGGACUCGGCCAUUUUCAUGGAGGAUUCAGUGGAAGAUGUGAGCAGGAAGAUCAAGAAGGCAUUUUGCCCUCCAAACCAGGUGGAAGGCAAUCCAUGCGUUGCAUAUGUGCGGAUGAUCAUUUUCCCUCGGUUUGGUGAAUUCGUUCUGAAGCGCAAAGCAGAACAUGGGGGCAACAUCCGCUUUGCUUCUGUGGAAGAGUUUGAGACCGCUUACGGUGCGGGCUCAGUGCAUCCGGGUGAUUUGAAGGCCAGUCUUGCAGAGGCCAUCAAUGAGAUCAUCGAACCUGUGAGGCUCCACUUCCGCGAGAACCCUGUUGCAGCCCAACUUCUGGAGACAGUGAGGCGCUACCAAACCACCAGGUGAGUGAAGACGAUUGAAGACGUGUAGGUCGCAUGUCUUGGGGUCCUUUUGGGUCCAACUCCAGGGUUGGCCUUGCGCAAUCUUGCGCACCUGUGUCGUAUUGACAGUGAAUUCAUGGAGCAUUUGAAUCAUUUGGGCGUUUCACGCGCUUGACUUUAUGCUACGACUUUAUGCUACGUACUUUUCAAGUCCUGGGAUUUCUGCUUGUCACGUUGACAGUUCAAAUAGUUAACCGUUCCAGGACUUUUGCAACAACGGCCUUUGCACCAGCUUGAGGACCGGUCUUAAGUUCUCAGGCUGUAUCACAGAAGGCUGCUCC
Molecule: messenger RNA, 2494 nt
Organism: Cladocopium goreaui
Lineage: Eukaryota; Dinophyceae; Suessiales; Symbiodiniaceae
Source: the annotation of a GenBank genome assembly